Messenger RNA from Sebastes umbrosus (honeycomb rockfish), 1281 nucleotides. RefSeq names its product trypsin-3-like. The record is from RefSeq and is a predicted model, not a curated record. Bases 78 to 842 code for a protein of 254 amino acids. NCBI's taxonomy places the organism in Eukaryota, Metazoa, Chordata, Actinopteri, Perciformes, Sebastidae. Gene Ontology annotation, biological process: proteolysis. Gene Ontology annotation, molecular function: serine-type endopeptidase activity. The transcript has 6 exons.
GGACUGUAUGAGAGUUUGCGUGGCAUCGUUUGGAUGCUUGGACGGUUUUCUCACUUGACUCUUGAUAAGUUACUAAGAUGAACCUGGCUCAAUCCUGUCACCUCUCACUGCUCCUUCUGCUUGUUGUAAACCUAACAGGUGUGUACGGGCAGAGAAUCAUCGGUGGCACACCGGUACAACCCUACGACAUCAAGUAUCAGGCCUCCCUCCUGUUCAGGAACUACCACUUCUGUGGAGGCACCCUCAUCCACCGGCAGUGGGUGGUGUCUGCUGCCCACUGCUGGAGACCGAAGCACAUGAUCAAAGUGGUCCUGGGUGAGCACCAAAUCGGCAAGAAUGAUGGCUCUGAGCAGCGGUUCACUGUCUCCUUAGUCAUCAGGCACUACCAGUACCAACACUGGACGUUUAACAAUGAUAUCAUGCUGCUUAAGUUGGACCGUCCAGCUAUCAUCAACGACAUGGUCCAGCUGGCUUCUUUGCCAGACCUGAACUCACCGCCCUUGGCCGACUUUGCCCGAUGCACAGUCAGCGGCUGGGGUGUGACCUCGCUCAACUCCUUCAAGCUGUCAUCUGUACUGAGGUCUGUGGAUGUGGACAUCUUUAACAAGUGCUGGUACUACUACUACUUCAGGAUCACAGAUAACAUGAUCUGUGCUGGCUCGCGCCUUGGUGGGAAAGACUCCUGUCAGGGUGACUCAGGAGGACCUCUUAUUUGUAACGGUAGAUUGGAGGGCGUUGUAUCUUGGGGCAUUGGCUGUGCCUAUGCUUACUACCCUGGCGUCUACACCAAGGUCAGAAACUACCUCGACUGGAUGAAGUGGAUCACCCAGAGCACCGAAUGAGACUCUUAAAAAACAAGCUCACCUAAGACUCUACUGUGAUGAAGAUUUUAAUGGAUCCUAAUGGACCCAGAGCCCUCAAUAGAUAUGUUUGUCGUCUUUUAUACAGUACUUUUACAUAUAUGAAUAUAUUUGCGUAACAAACACCCCAUGAGUAUGAACUCAUUAAACCACACAGGUAAAAAUACACAGUGAAGUUAUGUUGUUUUUUAACCACUUAGUGAAUAUCACCUGAGAGAGCAGACUUGGGUUAUUAUGAAAUAAAUGUCUGUUAUAAACUACUAUGACUAAAUGCACUUUGUUUUUUAUAAUUAUUCUACUGUGUUUGUAGUGUUUUCUAGAUAUGAUGUAAAACCAUGUUGCAGAUUUUGAGGAUCAUUUCAGGGAUCAUUUUGGUCUUUGAAGCCUCCAUUUCUCCACUGACUCAGAGCUCAAAUAGAAG